Molecule: messenger RNA, 1573 nt
Organism: Schistocerca serialis cubense
Lineage: Eukaryota; Metazoa; Arthropoda; Insecta; Orthoptera; Acrididae
Product: poly [ADP-ribose] polymerase tankyrase-1-like
Exons: 5
Coding region: 120-1502 (460 amino acids)
Biological process (GO): positive regulation of transcription by RNA polymerase II
Cellular component (GO): nucleus
Molecular function (GO): protein binding; transcription cis-regulatory region binding
Source: RefSeq, a predicted model, not a curated record
AGCGCCAGCCCAAGCACCAGCAGUGCACGGGCAGCCGCGGCGAGGGAAGUGUCUGGAUACCCAACAGCGUGCACGUGCCGAACACAUUUCGACGGAGAAGACGCUUUUUCUCCUCCAUCAUGUCUUGCAGAAGCACUAGUUGGCUCAUCUGCGUCUUUAUGGCACUAGCCACAGCAGCUGACUACAGUGGCUCGGAGUCCACGACAGACUCGUCCACCGUGUCAGCAGUCGGUGAGGACGGGGAGACGGCGGCCGCGGACCUGGCUGACCUGCUGGACGUGAGUAGCGGCGCUGUGGUGACUCUGGUGGCGGGCGAGACGCGCCUGGUGGCGCACAGGGCUGUUCUCGCCGCCAGGAGCCCCGUGUUAGCCGCCAUUUUUGCCCACGACGCGCCGAAGGCCAGCGGCGGCCAGGUCAGCGUCGCGGACGUGGAGGGCCCGGCGCUGCGCCACCUCGUGGCCUACUGCUACACCCUACGGGCCCCCCAGCUGCGCGGCACGGCCCACCAGCUGCUGGCCGCCGCUGACAAGUUCGGCUUGCCAGCUCUCAAGUCUGCCUGCGAGCAGCAGGUGGCCGCGCAGCUGUCUGCGGAGACUGCGGCGGCUGCAGCUGUGGUCGCAGUCAGGCACGGCACUGACAGCCACAGGCAGGCCGUCGUGGCCUUCGUAAAGGCCCACCUGCUCCACGUGGUGGCCACCCGGGGUUGGGCAGAGGCGCUGCGAAGCCACCCCGAGGACUUGCUCGAAGUGAUUCGGCUGCUGUCUCGUCCGUCAAACGAGACCGACACUCCAGCCACUGGAGACAGCAGGGCGACGGCGGACGGCACCUCCAGCGAGCAAAGCUGUACUCCCGUGGCAGCCGCGCCACCAGUGGAAGCCUGCCCCACUCCACCACCUGGUGAUGCUGAAGUCUCUCGCAUGAGGAGACUUUCGGGAAGAGAGAAGGGCAGGAGGCUGCUGGAAGCAGCUCAGCAGUCACGAAUGUCGGAAAUGCGAGCCCUGCUGGCUGCAGGUGCGGACGUGGGGGCGACGGACGGCGACGGUUGGACCGCCCUGCACUGGGCCGCAAGAAAUGGACAGGCGGAGAUGGCCAAGUGUCUGCUGGCUGCAGGGGCAGACGUCGAGGCCAGGGGGCAGUGGGAAUGGACCGCCCUGUUCUGGGCAGCACGACAGGGGCAGGUGGAGGCGGCGAAGGCUUUGCUUUCCGCAGGGGCUGACCUGGAGGCGAGGGACAUCUGGCAGAACACGCCCCUGUUCCUGGCUGCAAUGACUGGACACACGGCUGCCGUGCGCUUUCUGGUGGCGUCCUGUGCCGACCCCAACGCCACGGAGGAGAAUGCGACGACUCCGCUGCACUGGGCAGCGUACAAUGGGCACGCAGAUGCAGCAGCUGCACUGUUGGAGGCAGGCGCCGACAAGGGGGCCAGGAAUAGAUUUGGACGCACCCCUCAGGAUGAGGCCAGGAAAUGGAACGACCGGCAGCUGAUAAACAUGCUUAGCUGAAUCCAGCACUCCAGAAAAAUGUCUGUUGUGUAUAAACAGCUGCGUUUUUUUAAAUAAAUUAUACAAAAAUA